AUGAGAGCUCAACUGAAGGAUGACUUACUUUUCUACAGAGCAUAUCAUCAGAAUAAGUACAACGUUUUGCUGCAUAUGAUAUGCGUUCCCGUUGUUUUGUUCCAGACCCUCCGCUUAUUGUCAUUUGUUGUAAACUGGCGUUUUGGUUUUACAGAGUUGACAGUUGCCAUAUAUUCAAUUUUUUAUCUCUAUCUACAUAUUCCAGUUGGUGUCAUAUCUACUAUUCUAUUGAUUGGGUCAGACUACGCAAUCCGCAGUGGUCUUGUGGCAACGUCAGUAAAGGUUACCUGGAUAAGCUGGGUUGUAACGUGGUUGCUCCAGUUUCUCUCUCAUUCAGUGUUUGAGGGAAGGAAGCCCGCCUUGUUCGACAGUUUCUUUCAAAGCCUUUUUACUGCUCCAUUUUUUGUUUUAUUUGAAUAUUUAUUCUUGUUGGGUUUCUACCGCGAGCUACGGAUCGAGCUGGAUGAGACUUUUGAUACCAAGCUUAUUCAAGAUGAUGAGGAGACUGCUUCUGCUUAA
This is a messenger RNA of Eremothecium cymbalariae DBVPG#7215, 519 nucleotides long. It is a transcript of the gene MPO1, whose product is annotated as 2-hydroxy-palmitic acid dioxygenase MPO1. Gene Ontology annotation, biological process: sphingoid catabolic process. Gene Ontology annotation, cellular component: endoplasmic reticulum. Bases 1 to 519 code for a protein of 172 amino acids. NCBI's taxonomy places the organism in Eukaryota, Fungi, Ascomycota, Saccharomycetes, Saccharomycetales, Saccharomycetaceae. The record is from RefSeq and is a predicted model, not a curated record. The transcript has a single exon.